Messenger RNA from Malaya genurostris, 1991 nucleotides. Its product is annotated as probable trafficking protein particle complex subunit 13 homolog. The transcript is spliced from 5 exons. Gene Ontology annotation, cellular component: TRAPPIII protein complex. NCBI's taxonomy places the organism in Eukaryota, Metazoa, Arthropoda, Insecta, Diptera, Culicidae. The coding region runs from base 129 to 1403 and encodes 424 amino acids. The record is from RefSeq and is a predicted model, not a curated record.
AGCGGGUCUCUAUGUAUCAUAUUGUUUUACAGUGUACAGAGCAGCUCUGAUGUCAUUCUGGAAUGAUUCAACUGAAAACAUUACGAAAAGGUGAGCUCUGAAACACAAUUGUUACUGAAGCAUUCGGAAUGGGAGACCCCACUGAACAUCUACUGGCGUUGAAAGUUAUGCGACUUACACGACCAACAUUGGUAAGCUCACAGAUUAUCACCGCGGAAGCAAAAGAUUUGCCACAAAACACAUUCGACAAAGUCCUAAAAAGCAAUGCUACGACCGUUCAUGGUAGUGAAACACUAGCUGCUGGUCAGUUUAUGCUGCUUCCUCAAAGUUUUGGUAACAUAUAUUUGGGAGAAACUUUUUCCAGUUACGUGUGCGUCCAUAAUUGCCGGGCUCAUCCCGUGAGUAAUGUCUCGGUCAAGGCGGACUUGCAGUCCAACAAUACUCGGAUAAGUUUACCCAUCCAUGUAGACCAGCAAGGGCCGCUAACUUUACACCCCGAUGAAACGCUAGAUGAUGUGAUACAUCACGAGGUGAAGGAAAUCGGUACCCAUAUAUUAGUUUGUGAGGUAUCCUAUCUGUCGGCGGCAGGACUAGAAACAUCAUUCCGAAAAUUUUUCAAAUUCCAAGUGGUGAAGCCGUUAGAUGUUAAAACCAAAUUCUACAAUGCUGAAACCGACGAAGUGUAUUUGGAGGCACAGAUUCAAAACAUUACGGUAGGGCCAAUUUGCUUGGAGAAGGUCGAGCUGGAAAGUUCCGAACAGUAUACUGUUGUUUCAUUAAAUAAUCUACCGUCCGGAGAAUCUGUGUUUUCGCAAAGAACAAUGCUACAACCACAGAAUAGCUGUCAAUUUUUGUACUGCAUAAAACCUGUACCGGAAAUUAUGAACGAUCCGAAAGCAUUGAAAGCAGCCAAUAAUAUCGGAAAACUUGAUAUAGUAUGGCGGUCAAAUUUGGGAGAACGUGGUCGUCUACAGACGAGCCAACUUCAACGUAGUCCCAUUGAAUAUGGUGACCUUAGAUUAACAGUGAUUGAAGCCAACAGCACUGUUAAAAUCAGCGAAGGGUUUGAUUUCAAAUGUCGGGUAACAAACACUAGUGAGCGAUCGAUGGAUUUGGUUAUGAACCUGAACACGAAAGCCAAAAUGGGUUGUGGUUAUACGGGGCAAACUGAAAUCGCUUUAGGGACAUUGGAACCAGGAAAGUUUACCGAUUUCAACCUUACCGUUUCGCCAGUGCGAUUAGGAUUAAUCACGAUUAGCAGUCUGCAGUUGACCGAUGUUUUCAUGAAGCGAAAAUAUGAGUUUGAUGAUUUUGUUCAAGUAUUUGUGGUAGACGAAGAUUAUGAAGAGAACGAUUUUCAACUAGACAAAUAUGUUCGAUAUAGUAUCCCUCAGCCAGUUUAGAAGGUAUUCUAUUUAACUUGCUUUAUUUAUUCAAGUAUUACGAAUGGAAAUAUACGUAGUUACGAAUGGUUCAUAUUAUUGAAUUCAGAUCAGUACACCAUAUUUUGUAGUUUUGAACCGUGUUUCUUCGUUUCACUUGCCCAUCCGCUGAAUGGACCACUCCUGCUGGCAGAGUGGGCAACGAUUAUUCUGUUUAAUCCACAACGACAUACAGCAAUGGUGGAAGGAAUGAUUACAUUCGCCCCAAACUACAACGCAAUCCUGACGUCCGAGAGUGUCCUUUUUGCUCUCAGCUUGACAGCGUAGGCAGGCAUCUGAAAACAACAAAUGAAAUACGAUUAUUGUUAAAGAUCUUUGUGUAAGGUACGGACCUUAAUUCUGUAAUAUGAUGAAUCAUUCUUCAAAUCGCAUACCAUUCUCAUUGAGGGCAGCGUGAUAAGAUAAAAGAUAAAUUCGAUCAAAUCGGACCAUCGUACGAUAUAAGUGCGAUAGAUUUGGGCUUUAUUAUUUGAAGAAAUGUUAUUUAGUGCAUGAGAUUAUUUUCAACCUGUUCUGGAAGAGAUUGAAUAAAUUUUCAUAUUAUCAAAA